AUGUCCAACACCAUGCAAAUUACCAUUCUGGUUGGAUCAGAUUCACUUGCUGCUGAAUUGGACACAGUGCAAGAAGGUUUUAGUGGUGAGGCAGUACAGGCAUACGUUGAACAGAUGCCUCAUGAUCAAGAACCGCAAUUCGUGCCAGAAGUGGGUCAGAGAACAGAAGAAGUCCUGGAAUCUGCAACACGUGAGGCAAAGAAGAAGUUAGCUGUUCAGCAGGAUUCGAGGAAGAAAGCCUUGGAGUCUGCCGAACCGGAACCGUGGAUGGAUGUAGAACGGAUAGAUGAUAAUGUGAACUCCGUAGGUGUUAAUCAGUACACAGACGAGGUCCGUAGACGUACCCCGACAUCAAGCGAUCUACAGUUUGAACAAAGUGUGGCAGAGAAAGAGGUCAGCAAUUUGAGGGGUAAGGUUGAAACGUCUCAUUCUGGUGAGAUCGGGGCCCGAAGGAGAGGACCAGCGCUAUCAACGAGAAUGUUUGAUGACUCUCCAGUUGACGACAUAAUAUCGGAUCAAUAUGCGGAAAUGACAAGUUCUGGCUCCCGCGACUCGUUGGAGUCCGGUGAUUUCGAUGCAGACCAGGAAACGGUACAAGAUUUGAGAGUAUCGGAUUUUGCUUCGAUAUCUCCAUCGUAUACAAUGAGACGAAACAAAGACUCCUCUAGUGGUAGUGUGAAACCAAAAGAUAAAUUCGGUAGCUAUGCGUCAAGAGAUAUAACCAGUGAGCGACAGAGAAGAAAGACAUUUAUGAGAGCAGUUGAAGAUAGAACACAUACAGAUGAAGAUAUUCAGACUUCACAAAGACGGGCUUCAUUAGAACAGCGCAUUGGAAAGGAUAUGAGGGAGAAACACAUGCGUAGUAGACGAAAAGAUCUCCGAGGAGCUUUCAAAACUGAAGAGGGAUUGACGACAUUUGAAGGUUUAUCUUUUCUCGAACCCGGCCUCUCUGCACUGGAAUUAGGUGAUCGUCGAAGAAGAGUUUCCUUUCCCAGUGAACCUGUUACACAACAAGACGAAAAUGUUCAUUUGUUGGAUCGGUUGAACUUUCCCGUUGAUUCCAGGGGUCAAUCUGCCCAGAUAGUGGUUGGAAUCGAAGGCCAUUUAGAAAAGUAUGGAAGGAUUACUGCCAGUGGAGUUGGGUUAGGAAUUGAUAUUGGACAAUCUGAAACGGCACAGAAAACGUUUGGUGUUCGUGCGGGGUGGGGCAGAGACAAAAAUGUUCAGAUACCUGAUUCUAUCCAACUACGUCAAUGGAAGUCCCCGAUCGGAGUGGCUGACAUCAAGCGUUAUGCUAGAGAACUCGAUGUUGAUGCUUCGGAUGGUUUCGAUCAGAGAGAAAGUAGGGAUGAGUUAUUAUCACCGUCGGAUGGAAGCAGAAGUACACGAUCGUUGAGACGAGGUGCUAUUGACCAAGCAGGUAUUAGAGACGGUGUCCCGAUGCGAAGAAGUGAUCCAACGAGAAGGAAGACUAUGCAAGAUGCGGAUACCUCCGAAGGUGUCGAACGUUUCGGCAUUGCCGGUGCCUUUGAGGAUUUGAGAUUUGACUCCGGCUCUGGUUUCAUUCGCACUUUGUGGGCUGAUCAAGGUUCGGUUCACGGUGGUCGUAAAGGACCCCCUUCAUUACGGACUGACGGAAUGGAAGUGGUUGAUGGAACACGGGCAAUUAGACGUGGACACGUGCCACUUUACCUGUUUACCAAAUCUGAUGUAGAGGAAAAGAAAGAUUACACGACUACUUAUUCCCCCUCAUUGUCAGAUGCAGACCAGGCUACAAUUUCAGGUCAGGGUAAGAUUUUGUUCGCUAGGUACCACACACCAUCCCGAAUUUCGGAAAAGAGAUUCGACUCAUUAGAUUAUUUGAAGAAAUCUCAACUAGAGAGUAUCACGCAUCAAAAAUCUACACAACUCAGCUCUGAAGAAAGAAUUACGGUAAAGAAAUGGGAUGCCUUCCCGGUGGACUCCGAACAUAUAGACAGACCGAGUGAUUUAUGGAAACAGUUGGGUUAUCGGUCUUACGGUGACUAUAUCCGCUCUACGGAAAGAUCAUCCCGGUUAACAGAUGACCGAGCACUGGCACAAACGGAGCCGGAACCUGUUCAAUUUAUAUCUCCGUGGAUUUAUGACCACAAAUCAAGAACCAUCAGUUAUCAUGAAUAUGAGUCAACAAGACCUAUCAUGGAACAAGUUACGCCAACUGGUCCUACAGACACAGAGUAUAUUGCACGCGAGCCAUACCACGGUGAACGUUUCACUAACAUAUUCACACUGAUUUCAAGCGAGACCAUACCUUUGGGUACGCAAAUGGGAUCAAUGCAGGAUCACUGGCCAAUGGAUGAAUACAGCCCUACUGAUCGCCGUAAAAUUGUUUCGUGGGCCAAUUAUUUGGAUCACGGACGUCUGAAAACUAUACAUGUGAUGGAGGAACGUGACAAAUCACAAAAAGUGCAAAGGAUUCACACUGUUGUUGUUGAACCCAAUCCCGUCAGGAUACCAGGAGUAUUUACGGCACGGUGUCCAUCGAUGAGCUCAUCAUUGGCGGGGGACUACACACCAAACGCCAUAACAUGGAUUCGAACCCCAUCCAUCUCUGAUUUACAAAAUGGCAAUCGGGAAGAGAUUAUUCACUAUUCAACCAAAUCUCGUAUGAUAAAAGCUCUAUCGAAAAGGGACGGACUGGAUGAGCGCAGUUAUAUUUAUCCACCACAAAAGUGGAGCGAUUCGCACACAUUAGAUGUUAUUGGCCUCGUUCCAGAGGAUUACGGAUUUUAUAUUUGUGUGACUACGUUCUUAUCAGGAAGCGGCUCACACUCAACCUUGAAUAUAACUAAGCGAUCAGAAAAUCCUCUGUGUGUCAUGCCACCGGUCAAAUCGCCAACACUCACCGUUUCUAGUCUCCUUCCCGAUAAUUCUACCGGUGAAGGAAUCGGAGUAUGUCAUCCACCGAACGUAACCCUUUUGAUUAAGUGUGAUGCGACCGCUUUUCGCCUAUUCUGUGAAAAAGCUGAUCAGGAUGCAAACGGUGUGAGGCUGAUUGAGACGAAUCUAACGGCACAUAUUCACCUUAUUACGAGUGGAGGACAAAGAUACGUCCUCGAGAUCACAACUCCAAUUAUCAGAAUACGUCCUCUUCAGCUUCCUGGAUCUGUGGAACAAACAACGGUUGAAAAGUUUUGGAGUCUUCCUUUAAAGCAAGAAUACGAUGGUGCUUAUUUGACGUGUCAUGCCAAACCCAGCGUUACCCAAACGCCGCCAGACGGGGUGAAAUUUCUCAACUGGUUGAAUAAUCAGUUUGAUGAAGUGCGACAGAGCCAUCUUGUCACACGCUCCCGUCCAGUCCGGNCGGAUUUGUGUUUCAUCCGAAGAAUCAGUCAUUCGAAUCGAUCCAACGCCCAACAGAUGGGUAUCUGA
This is a messenger RNA of Echinostoma caproni, 3411 nucleotides long. NCBI's taxonomy places the organism in Eukaryota, Metazoa, Platyhelminthes, Trematoda, Plagiorchiida, Echinostomatidae. The record is from the annotation of a GenBank genome assembly.